CACAAUAUAAUUUUGCCGCCGCACGGCCCUUUACUUUACACUAGUCGUCUCGUCGUCGUCGUCAUCCCCCUCCAUAUUGUCUGGGUUUAGGGUUUAGAGCGUGUUUAGCUCUGUUCCUUGUCCAUCAUAGUGAAUUGUUAUAGUAUGUGCUCUUUCGCAUCCUGCUAAACACAAUGCAUGCUGUAAAGGGUGCUUGGGUGGGGCAAACCUUUGCCCUUGCCAAGCGCAAUGAGUCUGAAGUAAGAAAAUCAAGGAUUCGCCGUUCCAAAGAGGAAAGAAAGGCAAUGGUUGAAACAUUUAUAAAGAAGUACCAAGAGUCUAACAAUGGAAGCUUCCCAUCACUUAAUCUUACCCACAAGGAAGUUGGUGGUUCUUUCUACACAGUACGGGAGAUUGUACGAGAUAUAAUACAAGAGAAUAGAGUGUUGGGGCCUGCUAAGUUCACUUUAGAGGAGCAUCCCUCUGACCAGGUUUUGGAACGAGAUCUGUUAGGUUCAAUUGCUGUAGAUCCUAAUACUUACUUGGCUGCAUCUCCAAAUGAAAAUCAUCAUGAGCCUAGCAAUCUUAAGGGUACGAGUGAGAAAAUGCUUUCUGGGGAGCACAUUAGAGUUGAGGUUCAGUUAUCUGAUAAUGGGAAUGUACUCAAUGGUAGCCAGGUGAGUGUAAGAAACAAGGAAUUCAAUGAAGCGUAUGGAAAUGGAAAUGUAAUUAGUGAUAGCCAAGUAGAUGAGACAAACCAGGAAUUGGCUGAAACAUGUGGCAAUGGAAAUCUCAUCCAUGGUAGCCAGGUAGAUCAAACAAACAAGGACUCUGUUGAAGCAAGUAGUCCUGACUUUCAAGCCAUUGAGUCUUUGGCAACCGAAGAGGAUGUUACACAAAAUUUGGCAGUGCCUAUAACUAAUUUAAGCCCUGUCACAGCUGAUGUGGUUGUAGAGACAUUUCCAAUAAGGUCUGUUACAAGGACAGCCAUUGGAACAGAAAGUUCUGGAGAAUCAAGAGAACUGAUCAAUUCUUCAGAAAAUGAAACAAAAAAUCUGGGCUUGCAUAUAGGCAAGGCAAGAUCAGAAUUAGAGAGUGUUGAGUUGAUGAAGAAUUCUAAUUUACUUGAUGAGAAGUCUGUGGAUGACCUUGGAAAUACAUUUUCCUCUGGUAUUGAGGAAGAAGGAAAAAAUGUUGGAUAUACACUAGUCAAAAGCACAAUGCAGGCAGCCCUUGAAGAACAUUUUGCUCAUGACAAUGAAAUAUGUGCUGAUCUUCAAGUUAAAGCUCCUCAUCAAAGCAAUAUUUUGACUGCUGAAGUCAUUGAGCAAAGUCAAACCAUAUCUGGUGCCAAGACAAAAAUUCAAGAUGGCUUUCAUGCCAAGACUAAAGAAGGCCAGGAGCGCACAAAUGAGCAUGAAAUUAAUGGUCAGCUUGGUGGCAACACCCAGAAAAGCAACCCAACUUUAGAUAGAAUCAAUCUAGAGUCAUGGGAUGGGACUCCUGGAAAUUCAACGAAACAACAUAUUAACCCAUUUGUGGCAGUGUUCAGAGCUUUUGUAGAUGCCUUUGUGAAGUUUUGGUCAGAAUAGAGCUUUUUUUCUUCCUUUUUUGGUACGUUCAAGAGAUUUCACAAUCACCUGAGAGUAGUCUUUGAUUAAGUGAUUUAUUGCUCUCUCGUUGAUCUUUUCCGGUUUUCCCCUAUGAAGUGGUUGUUAUCUUGUUCUCUUUUUUCGGUUGAAAAGAGGGCAGUGCCCAAUAUCAUUCCAUUAUCAAAACUUCUCUUGGGCUAGAAACACCCAACUUGUCCUAUUCAACGGUUUUCAUCUUGUUUUCAUGAUUGGUCUGGUCUUGUAACAUAAUUUGCAUGUUGUUUUUAUGCGUAACAUAUUGUUUUCUUAA
This is a messenger RNA of Prosopis cineraria, 1881 nucleotides long. RefSeq lists its product as uncharacterized. Bases 174 to 1571 code for a protein of 465 amino acids. The record is from RefSeq and is a predicted model, not a curated record. Lineage: Eukaryota; Viridiplantae; Streptophyta; Magnoliopsida; Fabales; Fabaceae. The transcript has 4 exons.